Messenger RNA from Zophobas morio, 2070 nucleotides. RefSeq lists its product as uncharacterized. The transcript has 8 exons. The coding region runs from base 38 to 1954 and encodes 638 amino acids. The record is from RefSeq and is a predicted model, not a curated record. NCBI's taxonomy places the organism in Eukaryota, Metazoa, Arthropoda, Insecta, Coleoptera, Tenebrionidae.
CUGUGUUUAUUAUAUUAAUUCACUUAAGUGUGCGAAAAUGCAGAGUUCUCUCCUAUGUUUCUUGUUCAUCACAUUCGUCUCUUUUGUUUCGUGUUCGAUAACACUUUUCGAGUUGAGUGUGAAAGUCACGAACGCAAUUUCAGAAAAUGUUGCUAACGUAAAUGAAUUCACUAAGGUAACCGACACGGAUAACAGUAAGCAAAAGUUGUUAUUACUGUUGAAACUAGAUGGCAUCGCUGUUGAAAUUGAUGAAAUAAUUGGACAAAUUCAACGAAUUGAUAAAGAUAAAGACUUGAAUAUUAUUAGCAGAUUGUUAAAAAAAUUAGCGAUGAAUAAUAAAUGGCAUUCAACCUUAAAAGAUAUUCGAAUGAUACAGACAUAUUUGAAUGAUUAUUACAAGGAGAUGAAGAAAUAUAUACGAGACGCUGAUGAAUACAAUUCUACGGUAUUAGUUGAUUUUGCUGACAAAGUAGCAUCUGGCUCCAAAAAUUCUGUUCCUUCUCUGCUUAACUUGCUGUUUGAAAAAGUGCUAGGUAAAGAUUUUCUAGAAAAUUUACUGAAAUAUUUAAAACCCAACGGAAUCUGUUACUGCCAGGAAAAGCAAUCCACUGCUGAGAUAUUACACACAUUUAUGAAUGAAAUACAAACAACGAGUAUAAAAAGUUUUGUAUCAAUAUAUGCAGCAUAUAUGAUCAAACACAUAUAUUCAGAUAAAGGGAAUUUUACAAAAGCAAUGUUAAAUGCUAGCGAUAAUUUCCAGAGGAGGACUAAUAACCUUAUAUCUACCCUGAAAACUCAUAUGGCAACAGCUUCUUUAGAAGUACGAAGAUGUGAUCUUCUACCUAACCACAUAUACGGCGAAACUUACCUGGAAAUUAAAAAUUUUCUUCAUGGAAUUAUAAUAAAUAAAGUGAACUUGGACCCUAAUGGCAGCUGUAAAAAAGAAUGCAACGCUUAUUCUUAUACAAAACAUUAUAACUGUGGCAGCAAUGAGUGGUGUAGGAAAGAAGCAAUGUGUUCAAAAGUGAUCGGUUGCCAGUACGUGGAUUCAUCGAUGGAAGUGUGUCCCUCUAAAAUGCACAAAACCAGCAGAAGAUACGAAUACGUCAAACUAGGAAAUGGAAGGGUUUUGGGGAAAGAGAAGCCUUGCGACACUGAUAUAACUUCUCUUGAAACUUAUAGAAAUUGGGUUUUUUGGAAAUGCUCCUAUUGUUUCUGUUUAUGUGAUGAAGGACGAAAAUUUUAUACGCAAAACCACAUAAAUAUGCGACCAGUCGAAUCGAACAUUCAUCGCAAUAUGGUUGUAACUGGUUUACGGUUUAUUGAACACAAUCAUAUUAUUCAUCUGCAAAUACAAGAAGGUAAACUUCUUCCAAACGGCCAGAUUGAUCUUAAUAGUGUCCAAUGGUUGGCACCUGAAGACUAUGACAUUACCCAAAGGAAUUACGUCAAUGGUAAAGAUUAUCAUACACUAUCAUGGGAAAAGAGAAGUUUGCAGCUGGUCGAUAUAAUGGCUAAACAAGGAAAUAUUGUAACUGGUGUUGGGUUCGUACUUGAUAAAUUCAGAAACCACUUACGUUUACAAGUGUUCACACGGCCUUUUAAUUUUACUACUGGUGAAGUUACAAAAACUUCUAAAGCAGUUGUAGAAGCAUCAUAUGAAGUUGGCCCUCAACUGAAACUGGAUGCAGUCGAUAUUCCUACUAAUGCAAUAUUCCCUUCGAAUCAGUUUGAAACGAAUAAGUUUGUCAAGUUUACAAAUUCAGAUUUCGAGAAAGAUGCUGGCCAAUCAACGGUACCAUUUUUGGAUGCUCUACCUGUAGAGUCAGCAAAUCCAGUGCCUCUCUCAGGGGUUGGUAUUUUUCAUAAGGGACGACUUGGGUUUGGUGGAUUUAUCGCCCCCAGAAUUUUCACUUACAACUUUACUAACCAUUUAGAAUCUGUUUUUUUCUAGCUAAAAACAAACGACUAGUUAAUUUCGUAAUUAAUAACACAAUAAAUGAUAUUAUAGUACUUUCAUCGGUCAGAUGAGUUUGUUUAUAAAAAUAUAUGUUAAUUAGUAGAAUUUAA